GUUUUGACAGCAAUGGCGGCUUGAGUUCGUCUUCAUGAGAAGUUGCAGAUUCUUUCAGCGAUAUCUGCUCGUAAUAAUUAAUUUAUCGUCAUUGCUUACUUUUGAGUGGAAGUGAUACACCUUACAUGAAAAAUGUCUAAAAAAAGUACUUCUAAGAAGGCAGAGACCGUGAGAGUUGUGGUACGAUGCCGUCCCAUGGAUCAGAAGGAAAUCAAGGAUGGACACGAAAGGAUUGUGGAGAUGGAUGUUAACAGAGGAGUGAUAAUGAUAAAGAAUCCCAAGGGGUUAUCAACAGAACCGCCUAAAGACUUCACAUUUGAUGCUGUAUAUGACUGGGACUCCAAGCAGACAGACUUGUAUGAAGAAACAUUCCGUGAUUUGGUUCAGUCAGUCAUUGAAGGUUUUAAUGGAACAAUAUUUGCAUAUGGACAAACCGGAACUGGAAAAACUUAUACCAUGCAGGGUGACAAGAAUAAUGCAGAGAAGAGAGGAGUGAUUCCUAACUCUUUUGAACAUAUUUUCCAACACAUUUCCCGAUCUGAAAACCAGCAGUACCUUAUCAGGGCUUCGUAUCUUGAGAUUUACCAGGAAGAUAUCAGAGAUUUAUUGUCCAAAGAUCACACCCGUAAAUUGGAGUUAAAGGAACGACCGGACACCGGAGUUUAUGUUAAGGAUUUAUCGUCAUUUGUAACUAACAGUGUGAAAGAGAUAGAACAGGUGAUGCACAAAGGAAACUCUAACCGAGCUGUAGGAUCCACCAACAUGAAUGAACACAGCUCGAGGUCUCAUGCAAUCUUCAUUAUCACCAUAGAAUGCAGUGAGAUUGGUGCUGAUGGAGAAAACCACAUCCGAGUGGGUCGACUCAACCUUGUGGAUUUAGCUGGCAGUGAACGACAGUCCAAAACUGGAGCAACUGGAGACCGAUUGCGGGAAGCAACAAAGAUUAAUUUAUCCUUAUCUGCUCUGUGUAAUGUCAUUGCUGCUCUCGUCAAUGAUAAAAGCACCCACAUUCCAUAUCGUGACGCUAAACUUACAAGAUUGUUACAAGAUUCACUUGGUGGGAAUGCAAAAACUGUGAUGGUAGCAAAUAUUGGUCCAGCAAGCUACAACUAUGAUGAAUCCCUAAGUACUCUUAGAUAUGCAAAUAGUGCAAAAAACAUCAAGAACAAACCCAAGAUCAAUGAAGAUCCUAAGGAUGCUUUACUACGAGAAUUCCAGGAAGAAAUUGCCAGAUUGAAGGCAGAUUUAAACCAUAAAGGUGGUCCUAAAAAACGUAGAAAAGGCAAGAAAAUUAGACGUAAUGCUGAUGGGGAGGUUGUGAGUGGCUCAGAUGAGGAAAGUGAUGAUAAUGAUGAAGGUUUUACUGGGAAUAACUCAGAGGAUGAGGCCGAGUACAGACGAGAACAAGAAUCUAAGUUAGAGGAGCAGAAAAAUGCUAUCCUCAGCAACCAAACAAUGAUACAGGAGGAAAAGGAUAGAAUACUGCAGGAAAUAACAGACAGAGAGGAGAAACUGAAAAAAGAACAAGAAGCCAGAGAUGGAUUGGCAGCCAAGAUUAAGGCCAUGGAAAGCAAGCUUCUGAUGGGUGGUAAGAACAUUGUAGAUCACACCAACGAACAGCAGCGUGCCUUGGAGCAGAGGAGGAAAGAAAUAGCUGACCAGAAGAAACUAGAACGAGAAAUCCAACAGAAGCUAGAGGAGAAAGAAGAAUCUGCUGUGGAAAUGCAGGACACUUAUAAUUCCAUGCAACAUGAAGUAGAAAUAAAAACAAAGAAACUGAAAAAGCUUUUUGCAAAACUGCAAUCAACAAAAGCUGAGAUCAUGGACCUACAGGAGGAACAUUCUAAAGAGCGCCAGGAACUAGAGCAGACCCAAAUGGAGCUCACCAGGGAUCUAAAGCUCAAAAUGCUGAUUAUAGAGAACUUUAUUCCAGUGGAGGACAAGACCAAGGUGAUGAGCAGAGCUGUGUAUGAUGAGGAUGAGGACAUGUGGAAACUUAAACCUCUGGCUAACAAAAACACACAAACUAUGGCAAAAAGACCAACGUCAGCACUAGGAAACCGACGACCAGUGUCAGAAUAUGCCAGGGUGGCAGCGGCUAUGGGAGGCAACCCAAGGUUCAAGGGUGAAAAUAUACUUAUGGUCGAAUUAGACAUGCCUAAUCGCACAACACGGGACUACGACGGACCACAAGUGGCACCACGGAUACAAGCGGCUCUAGACGCAGCCCUUCAGGAUGAGGCUGACAUUGAAAUAGAAGGACAAACUCCAUCAAUAUUCAGCACCAAGGCCAAGAACAGAAAGAGGGAUGUGAAAAGUGCUAGACCAAGAACAGGCAAGAGAGAUGCUUCAAAGGAGUUUCCAUCUUCAAGAGGACUUGUGCCCAAGUAAACACGACCACCUCAGGAGGAAUACCGUGUCUUUCUAUCUCGAUCACUGGUCUGGCUACAUUCAGCACUGUCGGUCAAACCAUGAAGACUUUUGUACCCUGUGAUAACCUGACUAGACAAACCAAGCUUAGAAUUAACAUGACUAUUGUUUACUAUAGUGACAAAAUCUGUAUUGAAAACAGAUAACUGAAAACUAACAUGUUAUUCUAAGGUUUAAAUUGACAUGUGGAGACCCAGUUAAAGGAUUUCAUAAUUUUGAUGGUUUUGCUGUAGAAAAAACUGUUUAAUGCAGUGUACAAAGUUCGUAUUAUGACAGGGUUCCUACAUUUUUGAAUCAACAGAGUUAAUUAUGGUAAAGAAUGAUUGAUUUAUCUUAAAAAUGCAAAUUCAACAUGAACAAAUAUGGAUGAUGAUUUCCUCUUGAAUAGCAUUGCAUGUCACUGUUAAAAUGUAUGUUUGAUUGUAUUUAUUACUAGUUUAUACCAUUUAGACUGACUAGAACCUCAGCAGCCUCAUGUAAUAGUGUACACUGCUGUUAAACGUACAAUCACACUUAAGGGUAUAUGCUACAGGUUUUACCUACUGUAAUUAUUAUCUGCAAAUAAGCCCCUGCCCACAAGUAAGUCCCUGUCACUUUUGCAAAAUUGCCAAUUUUAAAAUAGUAAGCUUAAAGUGGUUCACAAAUAUGCACUCCCAUAACUUCAAUUUAGUAAACUUUUGCCUCUAGGGUAGGGGCUUAUUUGAAGAUAAAUUGUUUGACCUGCUUCUCUGUUUAAAACAAUAACACUAUAACAAACAUGGUAACUUGUAGAGACAUGAUGUACAAAGUAGAGUUUACUAUUAAUCCAAACAUUUUUCACUAACAUACUGCAAUUUUCACCCAGAUCAUUGGAGUCACCUUGUAAUCUAAAUAUAAUAGAUCUGUAACUGAUAAAAUUUGGGUCAUUUACUGUUGACAUUCAGAGGUAUUAAUGUUUGGGUACAUUUUGUUUUGUAGUUGUUGAAAACCGAGAAAUGUUUUCAUGU
Molecule: messenger RNA, 3416 nt
Organism: Pecten maximus
Lineage: Eukaryota; Metazoa; Mollusca; Bivalvia; Pectinida; Pectinidae
Product: kinesin-II 95 kDa subunit-like
Exons: 24
Coding region: 133-2391 (752 amino acids)
Biological process (GO): microtubule-based movement
Molecular function (GO): microtubule motor activity; ATP binding; microtubule binding
Source: RefSeq, a predicted model, not a curated record